Molecule: messenger RNA, 501 nt
Organism: Cheilinus undulatus (humphead wrasse)
Lineage: Eukaryota; Metazoa; Chordata; Actinopteri; Labriformes; Labridae
Product: weak neurotoxin WNTX33-like
Exons: 4
Coding region: 169-447 (92 amino acids)
Source: RefSeq, a predicted model, not a curated record
CAUCUUCGAUCAUGCUGCUGUGGUACAACACAGGGAAUUCCACUAUAAGCUCACAAUACGAAACACAGGGGUAUAAAAUGAGAUGGUGAGAGGACGUCUACAUCAAACCAGGCUUUCUGAUCUGAAAGGAAACACAAGAAGGUGAAAACGCUUCAGAAAUAAUCCAAAAUGAAAACCAUCCAGCUUGCUGUCACUUUACUCAUUGUCUGCAUCGGCUGUGCUGAGGCUCUGAGGUGCAAUCGCUGCGUUCCUGCAAGACCCGGUGGAUCAUGCACCACCUCAGUGGAAGAGUGUGGGUGGGGAGAGGACGUCUGCAUCAGCGCUUUCAUAUCCACUCCCAGAACAUAUUCCCACUUCAGGAGGUGCUCAAAGAGAGGCGAUGCCAUGAUCAUGGACGUCAACCCCCACAUCACCGUUCGCAUGUGUGAAACUGACCUUUGCAACUGAAAGAUGAUGACUGAGCACUUCAUGCAAACAUGAAUAAAGACAUCAGCAAAAAUC